CAUUUAGGUUUUUGUACAUGCAAUCUCAUUAAUACAUGGGUAAUAUAAUAAAAUGAAUAUGGAACAAAUCUAUUGGAUCAAUUUUCAAAAAUCAAUGCAGAUAAAAACCUAUUUUGUUUUAAUGAUCAUUAUCUUUUUUUUCUCUUUAUUUGACCCAUGUUCCAAUCAAUCUGAAAAAAUACAUCGAACCAAUAGCGAUUAUACAAUCGUUGAAAAAAAAUAACAUUCUUCUAUGAGCAAAUUUGAUGAAAAGUUCAUGAGCUAAAUUUUUCGCUGACAAUAACGACAAUCGGUGAACAAUAAAUGUAUAUAUAUAUACGUGUGUCUAUUUUCGUGUUAACACUUCACAAUUUGAAAAAAAAAAUGAGUCAGUCUAACGUUGAUUUGUCUGACUUACCAAAUGAAAUAUUGUUGAAUAUUUUGAAGAAACUAGAUAAUAUUAGUGUUUUGUACUCGUUAUUUGGUGUUAUCGAUGAACGAUUUGACAGUCUAUUACAAGACAAUAUUUUUACAAACACUCUGAAUUUACUCAAAAAUUCAGCUGAUGUUAAUUCUUCACUUGUCAAUCCAAUGCUUGAUCAAUUUUGUAUUGAUAUAUUACCAAGAAUCCAUUGCAAUAUCAAACAUCUCAUUGUUGAGUCAAUGUCUAUGAGACGUAUUCUUCUGACUGGCACCUUUCCAAAUUUAACGCAUCUCAAGGUGUUUAACUUUGGACGACAUAUCGCUUUAAAGUAUUUUACAGGUAAAUACCCAAUAUAUUUAUAUAUGGAAAUAAAAAACAUAUAAAACUAUUAAAAUAAAAUCUGACGAAUGAUUUAAUUGUUUUUUUACUUAGAUCAGUCAACCUUUCAACAUAUUUUCAAACAUCAAAUAACAGAACUUAUUCUUGAAAAUAAUGAUCAGGAUGAAGUGACAAUAUUAUUAAGAGAAUAUACUGUAAAUGUUUAUGCACGAAUCUUGACUUUCUUCGAAAAUUUAAGACAUUUAAGUAUUGUUGAAGCAUCAUCCAUUAGUGAAUAUCCACCUUUCUCACUACGUCAUUUACCAUCAACUACUUUUUUUUCUUCUAUUCUUACAAAAUUAUGUAUCAAUGUAGAAAAUAUAAAUGAUUGUUUUCGUUUACUUGAUGGUCGUCUUAAACAAUUGACAACAUUCAUUGUUCAAAUUGGGUCUGCCGACGAUGAAUCACCGAUUGUUCAUCAUAUUAACGAUCAACCUAACUUGAAAUGUUUUUCAUUAGCAUGUUAUCAUGAAAUUAAUGCAUAUGACAAUAAAGUGAUACCUCUACUGCGUCAUAUGACAUACUUGGAAAAAUUAACUUUGUAUAUUCGUAUUUUGAAUCGAUCUACAUUUGUUGAUGGUACUGAUUUCCAUAAAGAUAUUCUUAUAUAUAUGCCACGACUUUAUACAUUCAGUUUUUAUAUUGCUACUGAUAUUGAAUUCGAUGAUUCAGUUCAUCAUCUAUCUGAUAAUGAUAUUCAACAAACUUUUACAAAUAUCGGUUAUCAUCAAAUAGCCUGCAGUGUUUAUUAUUUUCGUAGAAAGAGGGCAAUAUGUCAUGUUUUCUCACUUCCAUUCAUAUUUGAUCGUAUCGAAAAGAUUACCAAUAAGUUUCCAAAUGUAAUAUUCAAUCAUGUUACAUAUCUGAUGGUAGGUGAUUUGAUUCCAUUCAAAUAUGAAUUCUUCAUUCGAAUUGCCAAAGCUUUUCCAUCAUUGAAGUAUUUUUCUAUUAUCAAUAUUACGUCACCAUUAUGGAAUUUUGAAUCCUAUACAGCUGAUAAUAUUGAUUCAUGUUCAUAUAUUGAAUAUCUGAAUCUUACUUCACUUACUGUUAAUUAUGUCGAUAAUUAUUAUAUUGAACAAUUUUUACUUGAUACAAAGACAUAUGCACCUCGUUUAACUGAAAUCAAAGUACAUUUUGAUCGAUUGCAAGCUGUAACAGAGAAUUUUACAAGAGAUGCAACACGAUACAACUGUCGCAAUAUAAAACGAUUAAUUUUUGAAAAGACAAUCAAUUAUUCAAAAGAAUUGUAUCUCUAUUUUCCUUCACUUGUAGAUUGA
Messenger RNA from Rotaria sordida, 2061 nucleotides. The record is from the annotation of a GenBank genome assembly. NCBI's taxonomy places the organism in Eukaryota, Metazoa, Rotifera, Eurotatoria, Philodinida, Philodinidae.